This is a messenger RNA of Pogoniulus pusillus (Red-fronted tinkerbird), 5858 nucleotides long. RefSeq names its product phosphatidylinositol specific phospholipase C X domain containing 2 (gene PLCXD2). The transcript is spliced from 4 exons. The coding region runs from base 107 to 1102 and encodes 331 amino acids. The record is from RefSeq and is a predicted model, not a curated record. Gene Ontology annotation, biological process: lipid metabolic process. NCBI's taxonomy places the organism in Eukaryota, Metazoa, Chordata, Aves, Piciformes, Lybiidae. Gene Ontology annotation, molecular function: phosphoric diester hydrolase activity.
GGGGCGGGAGCGCUAACGCCAGCGCUGCGGCUGGGGCGCGUUCUGCCGGCCGCCGCAGCGGCCAUCGGGCCCGGGGCGGCUUCGCUCUCCGGGCCGGGGCCCGCCAAUGGGAAGGGAGGGUGGCCGCUGCCGCAGGCGGCGGGCCGCGGGGACCAUGGCAGAGAACAACGCAGACUGGAUGGGUUCGCUACCCGCGGCGCUGCGCUCCUAUCCGCUCUCCAACUUGGCCAUCCCUGGGUCACACGAUUCUUUCAGCUACUGGGUUGAUGAGAAGUCUCCUGUGGGACCAGACCAAGCCACAGCCAUCAAACGUUUGGCCAGAAUUUCUUUGGUUAAAAAGAUCAUGAAGAAAUGGUCAGUGACUCAAAACCUGACUUUCAAAGAGCAGUUGGAAGGUGGGAUCCGCUACUUUGAUCUUCGUGUGUCUUCCAGACCUGGGGAAAUGGGACAGGAGAUUUACUUCAUACACGGCUUGUUUGGCAUCAAAGUGUCGGAUGGGCUGAAGGAGAUUAAUGCGUUUCUUGAGCAGCACCCCAAGGAAGUCAUCUUCUUGGAUUUCAAUCACUUCUAUGCCAUGGAUGACAGCCAUCACUUCUUCUUGAUCAACAGAAUCCGCUCAGUUUUUGGAUCCAAGCUUUGUUCUGUUGCGUGUGUAGAAUACAUCACAUUGCAGUAUAUGUGGGAGAAGAAAUGUCAGGUUCUCAUAUUCUACCACUGCCCUUUGUGUGAGGAAUACCCCUUUCUGUGGCCAGGGAAUAAAAUGCCAGCACCAUGGGCUAAUACAACCAACGUCCACAAACUGUUGCAGUUCUUAGAGACCACUCUUGAGGAACGAAGUCGUUAUGGAACUUUCCAUGUUUCCCAAGCCAUCCUCACCCCUCGAGUGAAAACCAUUGCACGACAUCUGGUCCGUGGGCUGAAGAACACACUUGUUCAUAGGAACCUACCCAUGAUUUUGAACUGGGUGAAAGCACAAAAACCAGGUGUUAUGGGUGUUAACAUAAUUACCUCAGACUUUGUGGAGCUGGUUGACUUUGCUGCUACAGUCAUAGCACUAAAUGAUCUUCUUCUAGAAGAGGAUGAAUCUACUACUACAUCCUGAUGAGUGUGUCCCAUUCGUCAUCCUUGGACGUAUUCGAGCUACACUUGAUGCUUUAUUUAUGAAGUGAAACCUAUUGUAAUCUGGAUUCAUUUAAAAGAAUUCUACAGGCAGUGUGCUUAAAUAAUCACAGGAGAAUCCCUUCUCCCAAGGAUGUGUGGCUCUAAGGGGAGCAGAACAUGCUGCUUUGCAUGUUGGAGCCAUGAACACCUCUGCUGUGGCUUGGCUGCUGGCUGCCUGCCAAGGAGAGGUUAGUCUCUGAAGCAGAUGGACCCAGUGUCUCCCUAGUGACUGGGCUGAUUGUGCCCUUCCUGUGCCAGGGCUCCAACCAGGGAUGGCCACUGAACCCUUGGCAUCAGUGUGGCAAAUGUUCUUUGGCAGCCUCUGAUGGAACUGGGCUCAGCUGGAGCCUCCUGCUGAAUCCAUCAUGCUGGUUUGGACACUACCUCUGACUUGAUUCAAAAAGCAAUGCUGCUAUGCAGGAGGAAGCUGUCAUGCUAUGUCAAACAUCCAAACCGUCCUUUGGGCCUGAGAGGUGGAGACUUGCCAUGCUCUGCCUCUUUGGACACCAAGUUGUUCUUCUCAACCUCUUUAUUUUACUUUAAUGCCCUAAUACUUUCACUGUGACCGUGUUUAAGUGUGUUUCUUUUGGCAUUAAUUUAGAGCAUAUUUCAGUCUUCAAAUUAUACUGACUGUAACUGAGGAGUCUUAAUUCCUGUUGUGAGAUGUUUGAGAAACCACAGUGCAACCUUUUUACUUUUGCACACUGAGCACUUGGGUUUUUUCCAUCAAGUUGUCUUUGAGGAGAGCUUCCCCCAGAUGGCCUUUUCCUACAAGGAGCUGCUUUAAGUGGGAACUUACUGGAUAUUCAAAGAAGUGGAGCUCAGAAUCCAUAUACUGAAUCUCUGAUAUGCAAUGUGAUAGCAAAUUCCAAAAUCUGACCUCAAAACUCUGCUUGUUGUCAAAGAGCCACAGCUGUGGGGAGAAACUUCCCCAACUUGCACUUGUGACCAAGUAUGCCACAGUCUUGCACACAGAGGCAGACGUCAGUGCUGUAGCUUUACUGUAAUCAGACUCCUUUUUCGAUUGAUUCACUACAAAAUGUGACCGUGUGUGCUUGAGCCAAUACAGUCAUGUGUUGAUACUUAUCAGCACUUCCCUGACUAGCUGCUUGCAGUCAUAUAGUCUGAUUCAUCUUUGGUGUGAAAAAAGCAACAACAAGGGAAAAAUCAAACAAACCCCCCCUACAAAGUGAUUAGCUGCUACUUUGCUGCUCAGUCAUUCCUAAAGCAGCUGUUGGUGCACCAGUUAUUCAGUGCUUCUGAAACUUGUUUUAAUCUCUACCCUGUUUAUAGUAGUGGAUCAUCUCUACUUUAUUAGAGAAGAGUGAGUCUCCAGAUUUAUCUUGUGAUACCCUGUUUCUCCCAUCUAAUGACACAGAAACAUCUCAAACCUGUUUGCAUGUUUGUCUCGAGUGCAGAACAAGUUUAUCUGAAGGUUUGCAGACCUGUGUGAACCUUGACCAAGUUCUGAGCAGACUGUAAUCUGAUUUUUGUUUCUUGCACUGUUUUCACUAGAGUUCCCUGAUGUUUUUUCUUUAACUGGAUCCUUUCUCUAAGGAAAGUGGGGUAGGUGUCUCUACCUCAUCUCUACCUCUUAAUCUGUCUUUCUCCUUUCCCCAUGUUUCAGUGGUGGGGAGCUAAAUUAUGGAAGUCUGUAAUUGAAGCUCACUUUUCUAGUUUAAAUCUUCCUUUGAACAACUGAGUAGAUGGGGUUUUAUUUUUUUUUCCCUUGUGGAUAAAACUGUUGGAACUUGUUUUGAGCAGCACUGUUAUGUUUGCAAAAUUCUUUAAAAUUCCUGGGUUUUCCUUAGCUGAAUCUUGUGUUAAUCUACUUUUCUGAUGGCCUCCACUGAAACUCCCAUGGUACUAUUAAGUGUUUGGUUUCAGUAGUUGUCUUAGCUGCAAAUUGUUAAGAGUUCAAAACUCAGAGUAACUUGGUUUGAGUGCUGAUGAGACAGAAGUAGCAUAUCUGUUAGCUUUGCUGCAGGACUGGAGGACAAGGUGAGAAGGUGAAAGGAGUAUGAAUUUACAUUUGACCCUUAAUGUGUUUUUUUUACUGCAUAUAGCUACCUCAAACGUUUUCUAUGGGGCUUAACCAGUAACUGGCUCACCUCUCUAGCAUGGGACCGCAGCAUAGGCAAGUUCCUUUAUACUUUGCAAAACAGACCUCAUCCAAACUUGGACUUUGGGCUGUGAACUCUUUUCUGGCUUUAUGCAAACGAAGGCAAGCUGGGCAGGAAGGGAGAACUGAGGAACUGGGGCAGUAAUUUGCAUCUAGUAGCCAGCCACACAAAGUGUGGCAGCAUUUAUCCAGGUUUCAGGGAACAGGUCUGAUGGGUGAGUGAGAGUGGACACAGCUCCUACUGAGAAACUCGGCUGAGAGUCUGGAGACUGCAUCUGGGUAGUGUGGAGCAACCAACAGCCUUGCAAGGUCACGUACCUGUGAGCUUCAGAAAAUAGACUGUCAUGAAUGGAUCUGAAGGUUGGGAAUUCCUUGGUUUAGAUGCAAACCUGCAUCUGUUGAAUGCAAUUAUUGUCUUGUUUCUAGCUUCCCAAAGCAAUAGGGUUCACUUUUAAACAAUUUAGGUGUAAAACUACCCCAGAAGAAUUGUUCAUAGGACUUGACCAUUCUGUAGGUGCUGAGAGGAAAAUCCAGGAAACCAAUACCUGCUUGAGGCAAAGUACUUAAUUGAGUUGCAUGUUCUUGCAAGUAAUUAUUCAAGUCUAGGGUACUUAGACAUUCUUUUCAGAGUGUGCUUUUUUUCUUUCUAAUGGGCAAUCACUUUGAGCACACUGGCAUUAUGCCUGUGUUCUUGGCACUUGCACACCACUGCCAUGUGCCAGUCAAGGGCAUACCUGAAGCACAGGAGACCUCUGAUAGGAAGCAUCAGGGGAGAGUGUGCUAGGAACUCAUACAGGAGUUGUUUUCAUCUUGCUGUAUCUUGUAGAUCAAAACAAAGAGGGUUUUUUUACUAGAUUUUGCCGACUGACAAUUAAUUGUUUCCUUAUUUGGAGCCACUGACCUAAUACAUUGAAAAGUUCUGGAACUAGGAGUUGUAAUGUUGUUUGGGUUGUUUUUUUUCUGCCUUUGUGUUGGUUAGUUUUGAGAACAAAGGACAUAAUCUUGCUGUCUAAUCUGAAGAACUGAAGGGAAGCUAACCUGCACGUUCUUUGUUUGUGAUGGAGAGGACCUCACUGGAGACAGUGCUGUCAAGGUGUUUCAGGAGUAUUCAGUGAGAGAUGCCAGGCUGACUCUCCAGAGCAGAACUGCUGACUGCAGAAAGGCCCUGUUUUGCUGAACAGGCUCCUUGAAGAGGAUGGAAAUAACACAGAAAUGGUCUCUUUGUUCCUGACAUGCUGUUUUCUGCUGGGCUGAUACUGAGUUAAUAUAUUGGAGUUUAGAAAGCACCUGUGCUUUGGAGCAGUCUUGGGUUUUGGCACUUACAGCAGUAAGACAUAUGCCAAGAUACUUAUCUCUUCUCGUCUGGCUAGGCCUUCAGAAAUACUUUCUUUGCAUACCUGUCUCAGAGUUCGUUGCUGUAUCAUAUAGCACACUGAGGUUAGGGCUUGUAUAGGUAACAGAGGACAUGGCCAUUUUCAGUUUAAACUGUUACCUGUGGGAGUCAGACAGAACUGAGGUUGAACAGACAAUACUGAACACAGAGGCCUCAGUCUGCAGACUAAGACUUUCACUUGGACUCGAGCAGGUUGAUACCUAUCCCCAUAAAGCAAAUUCUCUGGUUACAGGGCUGCUGUUUGGAACAAAACUGCAGGGUUUUGGUGGCUGCUUAAAUACUGAAAAUUUGUCUGACAUGAAGAAUGACCCAAAACUUCAUUGUGAAAUUCCAAGGUUCUACAGUUCUUUCAGCAGUGUUUGUUAUCUCAGCUUUGGUUUUUAACUCGACCACAUGGGUAGAAGAGCCAGAGCACAUGCUGAAGAGCAAAUACCUUUUAUGCUAAGGACAUGUAUGUUAGGCUGACUGUGGUAAGAGUAUAACAAUUGACUUAGUCACACCUUCCAAUGGUAAUCAUAUUGGCUGCUUGGUUUAGCUUGUUAAACCAGUCUUUAUUCUGUAUUUAAUAUGUCUGUCUUGUUGAAGAAAUGUUUACUUUUGUAAGUGUAUUUAUUUCUUUACAGAUCUUUAACUUUGAGUUGCAGGGACUGGGAUAGGGUUGUCAAGUUUAAAACUGUUUGCAGAAUCUAAUUACUUUAUAUUCCUGGAUAUUUAUAUAUUGUCUUGCUCAUAGAAACAGUACUUCUCGUACCUUUUGUUUGACCAAUAAUAACUUCUGUAUCUCACUUCAGUCAAACUGCAGUGUAUUAACUCUGAAAAAAGUAUUGAUCAGUACAUCUGAUAUAAUGUUGGUGGCUCUUUGGUGGGGUUUUUUAACACUUCUUUGUGCAAUGGCAAAUGUAUUUUGCAGUUGGCAUUUUUUUGGGUGCUAUUUAUACUAUGGAAUAAUAUAAAUGGCAAAAGGAGCCAGGUGAGAUGUUAUCUAUUUUCAAUUUGUCAUGCAGUUUCUUUUCUUUCCUGUGGCAGUGUGUUACUCAUCUGUGCAGUUCAGAUCUGUGCAACCAGGAUGCCUCAUUUGAACUGCAGAUAAACCAGGGUUGAUAUCUCUUUGCUUCUGCUUUGCUCUGCACCUACAUCAUUGGGGUUUUUUAAUCCUGAAAAUAAAAGUACAACCUGAGUUAA